AUGUACUGCUUGCGUGUCAGAAAAGGAAGUGGUGACCUAGCGAGGGACAUGGAAGGGGCUGCCGCCGAUAUUGAGGCGGCUAACGUGGCGAAUCCGGAAAGGGAGUGUCGAUUUGACUUUCCCCGUGCCUUGCGGGAGCUAGCCGCGGUCAUCAGGAAGGAAGGCAAGUCGUACUACAUCUUCGAGGCGGCCCGCAACGACAACCUUAUGAAUCACUUCAAUCCUGCCAUCAUUCUGGGAUGGCUAGCCAACAUUGACAUAUCUCCAUGCACCAGUUUACAAGCAGUCAUUACAUAUGCUGCCAAGUAUUGCAGCAAAUCGGAGAAGAAGACCGAGCCUUACUGUAAGCUUGCAGACCAGGUUUUGCCGCACAUCGCACACCUGCAACCCCUACUGUCCUUCUCCUCUCGUCUUAUGAAUAAGCUGAUUGCCGAGAGGGAUUAUUCAGCGCAGGAGAUUUCCCACUUGCUGCUCAACAUCCCUCUGCAGGAAGGGACUCGGAUGGUCGUGUACGUCGACUGCCGCCCGCUGGAACAGCACGUGCGGUCGUACCGUGUCGAUGAUGAUGUUAGUGAGGCUGUCGGCAGCUACCGGAAAUAUCUGCAGAGAAAUGACCAGCAUGAGAGUAUUACUUAUCUCGAGUAUUUGCAGUCGUACAAUCCCAAGACGUGGAGGAGACUCGGUGCGAACGCAAAAAAGAGGGUUCUGUCCUACUUUCCUCGCUAUAGACCUGUGGAAGCUUCAGCCCAGUUUCAAGACUUCUGCCGUGUCAAGUUGAUGAUGGCCCAUCCGCAUCGCUCCCCGGAGGAGUUGCUUGCUGUGGACGGGCAGUGGUUUGAGUCCUUUGUUGCAGUGUACCAGUGCUGCCGGCAGCGACACCAUUUCCAUGAGGACGACCAUUACGGUGAGGUGGGAAAAAGCGAGCUCCAAGCGGAGGACGAUGAGUUUGAGCAGGAGGUGCAUGACGAGCCCAUUGUAGAGGAGGACUGGCAUGAACUCGCCCGCAUGCUGCCAGACCGGCCGCUGGAGGAAGAAGAUAUCGACGUACUUGGCCGCCGAGAGGAGGACUGGCAUGAACUCGCCCGCAUGCUGCCAGACCGGCCGCUGGAGGAAGAAGACAUCGACGUACUUGGCCGCCGAGAUAUCGACGUGAAUUAUGACUGGACUCCCCACGUUGGACGAUAUACCAACGAAGACAUUCUCCGCGGUAACUACUGGAAGCGACCCCUUAGAAGCUCGCGAUUCUCUCAAUCCGGAGCAGCGCCUAGUGUAUGA
Molecule: messenger RNA, 1275 nt
Organism: Metarhizium robertsii ARSEF 23
Lineage: Eukaryota; Fungi; Ascomycota; Sordariomycetes; Hypocreales; Clavicipitaceae
Product: ATP-dependent DNA helicase PIF1
Exons: 2
Coding region: 1-1275 (424 amino acids)
Source: RefSeq, a predicted model, not a curated record